Molecule: messenger RNA, 2025 nt
Organism: Geodia barretti
Lineage: Eukaryota; Metazoa; Porifera; Demospongiae; Tetractinellida; Geodiidae
Source: the annotation of a GenBank genome assembly
CUGGCCUUCCACCGACUAGAGAUCAACGACCUCACCGGCGGCAUGCAGCCGAUGCGCCUCAAGCGGUAUCCGCAUAUCACGCUCAUCUGCAACGGAGAGAUCUACAAUGCGUUCGCUCUGCGCGAUGCUCACGGGUUCGAGUUCGAGUCUCGCUGCGACGUGGAGGUCAUCGUCCACUUGUACGAGAAAUUCGGCGCAGAAGAGACGGCCAGAAUGCUGGACGGCAUCUUUGCCUUUGCACUGGUGGACACGAAACGACGACUGCUGCACUUGGGUCGUGACGUGUUCGGAGUUCUCCCCAUGUUCACGUUCUCCUCGGAAGGUGUCCUGGGUCUCUGUUCAGAGGUGAAGGGACUCCAGUCUGCUGCCAUCAACAGCAAAGACGCCGAUAUCUCCCCAUUCCCUCCAGGACAUGUGAGGACUUACGAGCUCGGGAUGCAGGGGCAGACCUCGCUUGUCUCAGAGAGACGGUUUGUCUCCAUCGGAGGUUCAGACCCAGUGAGAGAGAAGGGGAUGACCCUGUCGUCAGAUGUCCAGGCCAACGUGAGGAAGCUGCUAAAGGAGGCGGUGAGGAAGAGGUUGAUGACAGAGAGACCGAUCGGGUGUCUGCUGUCAGGAGGACUGGACUCCAGUCUGGUGGCUGCUCUGGUAGUGGAGUCCAUCAGAGAGACCAGUAAUGACUGCAUACAUAAGAAUUACCCAGUCCAGACAUUCUGUAUUGGGAUGGAAGGGUCACCAGAUGUGGAACAUGCGAGAAUGGUGGCACAGCACCUCAACACGGAGCACCACGAGAUAUUCUUCACUCCGGAGGAGGGAUUCCAGGCUAUUCGCGACGUCAUAUACACCCUGGAAAUCUAUGACAUCCUCACUCUCCGGUGUGCUGUCGGGAUGUACCUGGUGGCCAAGUACAUCAAGGAAAACACCAACACAACCGUCCUUUUCUCAGGUGAAGGGGCAGAUGAACUGUGUCAGGGAUACAUCUACUUCCACAAGGCACCGACACCGGAAGAAGCAGACAGAGAUUCUCGUCGGAUUCUGCAGGAACUCUACCUUUAUGACAAUGUCAGAGCUGACCGCUCGGUGGCUGCGCAUGGUCUGGAGCUCCGAGUCCCCUUCCUGGACAAGUUCUUCACGUCCUACUACCUCUCCCUCUCCCCCGAAGAGAGACAUCCUCGAGAAAGCAUCGAAAAGUACCUCCUGAGAAAGUCUUUCAGCGAUAGAGGGAUUUUGCCCGAUGCCAUUCUCUGGCGUCCCAAGGAGAUCAGUGACAUUAUGCUCUCUGAGGCAGGAAAGCGAUUCAAAGGGGUGGUCCCUGCUACUAAAGAGACCUAUUACUAUCGUCAGGUGUUUGAAGAGCUGACCAGUCGACUUGGGAACAAAAUGUGUGGGAUCUGGGCGCUGUUUGGUGUGUCUGACGAGAGCGUUCUUCACACAGCCGUCGGGGAAUGCUUCAAAGUCGCUCGCCGCGGACCGGACGCCACUCGCAUAGAGACGGUGAAAGACCUUCCCCACUCGGUUCUGGCCUUCCACCGACUAGAGAUCAACGACUCCGCAGGCGGCAUGCAGCCGAUGCGCCUCAAGCGGUAUCCGCAUAUCACGCUCAUCUGCAACGGAGAGAUCUACAAUGCGUUCGCUCUGCGCGAUGCUCACGGGUUCGAGUUCGAGUCUCGCUGCGACGUGGAGGUCAUCGUCCACUUGUACGAGAAAUUCGGCGCAGAAGAGACGGCCAGAAUGCUGGACGGCAUCUUUGCCUUUGCACUGGGCCAGACCUCGCUUGUCUCAGAGAGACGGUUUGUCUCCAUCGGAGGUUCAGACCCAGUGAGAGAGAAGGGGAUGACCCUGUCGUCAGACGUCCAGGCCAACGUGAGGAAGCUGCUAAAGGAGGCGGUGAGGAAGAGGUUGAUGACAGAGAGACGGAUCGGGUGUCUGCUGUCAGGAGGACUGGACUCCAGUCUGGUGGCUGCUCUGGUAGUGGAGUCCAUCAGAGAGACCAGAAAUGGAUUUGUGCACAAGGGAUGCCCGUAA